AUAUGAACUCAAAAAAUUUCACUAAUUUUCCUAACUUUCACUUUUAAAUUCAUUAAAACGGUUUAAGUUUACCAAACGAUUAACGGUUUAAAACAGUUACAACUUUUGGUAAAACAAAAGUUUACAAAAAAGUAAUUUUUGUGAUAAAUCUAAUCAAAUACUAAAUAUUCAAAUGGAAACCAAUUUUGAUGAAACUUGUGGUGAAUAUAACGGCAAUAAUAACACUAAUAAUAAUAACUUCGAUAAGAAUUGUGUGAAUAAUAACAGUAAUGAAUGCAAUGAUAAUUGCAUUGAAAACGAGUCCAUAGUUGACAACAAUUCUGUUAACAAUAAUAAUCUAAAUCUCAAUAAUAAUAGUAAUAAUAAUAAUAAUAAUGAGUACAUCAGUGAAGACGAGACACCAAAUGAAAGGCAUAUGGAGUGCGAAGAGGAGGAAGAGGCGGAAAGUGUUGGAACCGAUGUCCUGGAGAAAUGCCAAUUGAUUACACUGACGAAGAUGGAGGCGCCGGACGUGUGGGAUCAGGCCAUAUGCCACGACCGGUACCGAAGCAAUGAAAGCAUUUAUCUCAACCCAGACCUCAAUACAGGGGACUCGAGGGACGACAAGUCGCGACUCGAUUCCAGUGUUUGCGACGACGACUACUCACCGGCGCUGGCAUUGGCCUCAUAUGUGUCACAACAGAUCAAUGGCCAGACACUGGAUGAGUCGCAUACACACGUGUCGCACAACAGUAACACCAGAUCUCAACCAUAUUUGAAUCACUCAAACACUUUACACACAACAGAUGUAAAGCAAACGACUUCUUCGGCGCUCAACGAUUACAACUCAUGGAAACAGUUGUCUCUAAACAAUAUUAAUAGCUAUCAGACGUCGUCCUCAUCGACAACCACCACAACGAGUGGCACGAGUGGAGGCAAAGUUGCCUUAAGUAAUGAAUACAACAGUUUCUACACCCGUUUUGCCACCGAAAGACAGCAACGAUAUCCGGACGCGCGGUCACUGAGAGGUCGCGGCGCCCACUCAUCGAUGACCAAAGAGGAGCAGCGCAAGAGUGCCUGCGAUCGCGAGCGCACUCGUAUGCGAGACAUGAAUCUGGCCUUUGAUGCCCUCCGCGCCAAACUUCCCUGUCUUAAGCCGAGGGGCAAACGGCUCUCCAAAAUUGAAUCGCUCCGAAUGGCCAUCCGUUAUAUCGCACACUUGCAGUCAGUGCUGUCCACUCCGGACAAUGAGGUUAGCAAUACGUCGACCACUACUCCCACAACUCAAUCCUAUUACACACCUAAUAACGACAGCUCGUGUACAAGACUCUGGAGACUAUCAGAUCAGGUUGAAUAUUGUGGCGGACAGCAAACCUAUAAUUGCUCUGAAAAUAAUUAUCAUUAUGAAAAUAGCUAUUAUUGGUGGACACCCUCUAUAAACGGCUCAUACACUGGAUUUCAACAGUGA
Molecule: messenger RNA, 1447 nt
Organism: Medioppia subpectinata
Lineage: Eukaryota; Metazoa; Arthropoda; Arachnida; Sarcoptiformes; Oppiidae
Source: the annotation of a GenBank genome assembly